Ambispora gerdemannii is the source of this 315-nucleotide messenger RNA. The record is from the annotation of a GenBank genome assembly. Lineage: Eukaryota; Fungi; Glomeromycota; Glomeromycetes; Archaeosporales; Ambisporaceae.
AUGGAGUCUGUCGCUACUUCAAAGUCGUGUUUGACUGCGGUCGUCCCCGAACCAAGCACAUCGCCUGUCUCGAUUUUGCAUAAAACUAAAGCGUUAAAUAAAAAUAACAUGGCGUUAAAUAAUGACAUUCUCGCUCAAACUAACAAUCCUAAUUCAGCAGGCACCGCUGAAUGUGAACGUCGCAAAUCAGUUCGAUUCAGCCGAUUCGAAAAAGUGUACUACACACAUUCACCAAUUACUUAUGACCGAUCUCCGAUCCAUCUGGGACACUUGGGACAACAGCAUCAAACCCAUGUUCCGAUAAUAGGAAAUUAA